Molecule: messenger RNA, 948 nt
Organism: Eruca vesicaria subsp. sativa (arugula)
Lineage: Eukaryota; Viridiplantae; Streptophyta; Magnoliopsida; Brassicales; Brassicaceae
Source: the annotation of a GenBank genome assembly
AUGGCCCCUUCCUCUUUCUCUCCGGAGAUGAAAGACAGAGAAUAUAGUAACUGGUCGGAGCUUCCGUCUGAACUAACGUCAUCCAUCUUGCAAAGGCUAGACGCCACUGAGAUAUUGGAAAACGCUCAGAAAGUGUGUAUGUCAUGGCGUCGCGUCUCUAAAGACCCUUCUAUGUGGCGGAAGAUUGUCAUGCAUAACGUAGUAGACAUGGGGUACCACCGCGAUAUCAUGUGCUAUCACGCAGUGGAUCGUAGCCAGGGAGGUUUGGUUGAGAUUGAAAUUUGGUAUUUCUGUACAGACUCUCUCAUCAACUAUAUCGCUGAUAGUUCAACUAGUCUAAGAAGCAUUAAACUUGUAAGAUGCUAUCUAGUAACGGACGAGGAACUUACCUCAGCUCUUGUGAAGCUUCCAUUGCUUGAAGAACUCGAGGUUUCAUACGGCUCAUUGUCCGGACAGUCUCUGAAAGCUGCAGGCAAAUCUUGUCCUAAUCUGAAGACAUUGAAGCUAAACCGCAAGGGAAUUAAGUGUCCUAGACUCUCUAGUGACGAUGAUGCUCUGGCUAUAGCUGAAACAAUACAUGGCCUUGGUCACCUCCAGCUUUUCGGAAACAAUUUAACAGACGCCGGUUUAAACGCCAUUCUUGAUAAUUGUCCUAACCUGGAACAUCUUGAUUUACGUCAGUGUUUUAACGUUAACAUUGUGGGAGAUGUGGAGAAGCGGUGUUCCGAGAGGAUCAAAGUUCUGAGACGUCCUAAUGACUCUACUCAUGAUUACCCACAUGAUGCAUCAGUUAUCGAUAUGUUUUCAUGUGAGUAUGAAUUUCCUGAUGAUACCGACCUGCCAGAUAUUGAUUUCCUUGACUUCCCAGACAUUGACCUUUCUGACUACUUUCAGUCCGCUCUUUAUUUGAUGAACGAUGAUCCGAAUAUUAUAGACGGCAACUUCUAG